Amoebophrya sp. A120 is the source of this 1720-nucleotide messenger RNA. Lineage: Eukaryota; Dinophyceae; Syndiniales; Amoebophryaceae. The record is from the annotation of a GenBank genome assembly.
GAACGAUCUUGCUCUUCCGCGGUUUCGCUCAAUCGUUAUUCUGUGGACUCUUGUCGUCAGGUCGUGUCACAGAUAUGGCUGUAGUGAUGUCGAGAUUUUUUACGUACCAGCAGUAUAGAAAGUCGUUAUUCUAUUUUUAUGAUGGCAUCAACAACAAGUACUGGUAGCUUACAGAUACUCAUGAUCAACAUGACUCGCAGACUUAUGCCACACCUGAGUAAGCGGAGCAAAGAAGUCGAGGUACGUUUUGAUAGGGCUACACACUAGGUGGGCCAGAGAGCCUCGGUCGCCACCAUCUAGUGUUUUUUCCACCUAUCCGCACCACCCUAGCGGACCCCUAGAAGCGAAACCACAACCAUGGCGGAGAAAGUGAUCAUUCGGAUGCUUGAGCAGGGCCCGCUCUCGGCCAAAGAGCUGACGGCAAAGAGCGAGAUGGGCAGCGAAGACGUCAUCAGCGGGGUGAAUCUGCUCCUGAAGCAGCACCGAAUAGCAGUGAUAAAAACGCAGGAAGGGUCGAAGUUCAGAUUGGUGAAUGAAGAUACUUCGAACAGGCUAAAAACCUUGACCCCGGAGCAGAAGUCGGUGUACCAAUUUAUCAUGGAAGCCAAGGACCACGGUAUCCAGACCAAGGAUCUGCAGCGAAAAACGAGCCUACCCCUCCAGCACGUGAAGAACAUAUGUCUGAAGUUGAAAGAAAAACAGAUGGUCAAAGACAUCAAACCCGUUCACAGCAAGCGAACUGCGGUCUGGAUGGGCUGGCACGUCACGCCGGCAAAGGACAUAUCAGGCGGGCUUUGGUACGUCAACGGGGAGUUGCAGGAAAAGCAAAUCGAAUUGCUGAAGGCGAAAGCGAAGGAGGUACAGAUUUGUUGAUCCCAUUACGUUGCGCAAUGUUGUUGUUUCAUAUGAUUAUUACGAAUUCUGUUAUCCGCUAGGGAGAUUGACUUUGGUACACUGACUGCCACCGAAAUUUUAUUUGUCUUCAAUUCUUGUUCAAAGCCUGGGCAUACCAACUUACCGUUCCAACAGGUUUUGUCUACGCGGCCCAACCGCGGCUUCACUGUUGAGGAAGUGUGCGAGUAUGCCGGCGUGAGUGGCGAAGUGCAGAAGAUGUCCCAGAUUCUGCGGGUCUUGCAGCUUGACCGCGUGGUGGACGCCACAACGUCGCUCGACCUGGGGGUAGCCACUGACGCUCUGCCGAAUGCGGAGGAUCCCGCAGAGGAGCACGUGGGGUUUGGAGAAGAUUUUGGCUUCUUCGGCGGCGGAAGCAGCGCGCCAGCGGCGUCUUCCGCCACGGUAUUAAGUAGCCACAUGCAGGCGGACGCCGCAGCGGGUGCUGGAAUCGUGAUAAGGUACCGAAUCCGCAAACAGCACGCGCUAUACAGCUUCGACGCGAUGCGCGACAUCCCGUGCCUCCGCUGCAAAGUCCGCGACCAGUGCGACGCCAGCGCGAUCUUCUCGAACAGCACGCCGAAUCCCACGAACUGCCAGUACCUGACAAGGUGGCUCUACACGACGCCAGGAGACGAAUCCGAGGAGGAGGAGGAAGAUGCUGACGAGGACGUGGACAUGGAAGAUAUGGUGUUACCGUCAUAGCACGUGGUGAUUCUGUUCCCCCUGCUCCCCAUGCUCGCACUCGGCUCAUUUUCACUCGUCAAAACAAGAUUGACUUCCUGCACAAGCGACGCGCAUUUACAUUUCAUCUACGCGACAAUACAAU